Messenger RNA from Nasonia vitripennis (jewel wasp), 1973 nucleotides. RefSeq lists its product as uncharacterized. The transcript has 7 exons. The coding region runs from base 1 to 927 and encodes 308 amino acids. Lineage: Eukaryota; Metazoa; Arthropoda; Insecta; Hymenoptera; Pteromalidae. The record is from RefSeq and is a predicted model, not a curated record.
AUGAAAGAUAGUGAUGUUCACGGUUUACUUCUUGUCGAUGAAAUGAAGCUGUCAAAAACAGUUGCAUUUAAUCGUCAAAACCUGAAAGUUGAAGGUUUUACGGAUCUUGGGAAAUAUACACCGGAGCAUCAAAAAUCUGUUAAAGGGGAUCAUGCUCUGGUUGUGAUGUUUCAACCUUUCAAGGGUAAAUGGGUGCAAACCUUAGGAUGUUUCCUGAGUAAAGGGAGCGCAAAUGGCACAGUGCUACAUCAAAUAAUGACGGAGGCAAUCAUUCUUGCUGAAAGGGCUGGAUUGAGAGUAGACGGCAUCGCAAACGACGGCGCAUCGUGGAACAGGAAUAUAUCCAAAUUGACGAUUGUGGUUUUUUCGGAUUUCCCGCAUUUAAUUAAAUGUUUACGAAACGCUUUUUCGAAACAUGAAAGAUAUGAUCGCAUUUGGACACCAGAUGGAUUCGUGUCACUGAAUCAUUGGUAUGCUCUACUCGAUAUUCAAGAUCCAUCAGCAUAUAGCAUGUCAAUUAAUUAUAAGUUAACCGAACAACACAUCAAACCACAGUUUUAUAAAAAAUUAAACGUUGCUUUAGCUUUUCAGUUUUUUGGUGUUGCUGAGGCAAUGACUAUCUUGAGAGAUGAACAUCCGAAUUUACGUGAUUGCGACGGAACUAUAAAGUUCUGCAGUAGAGUAAAAUCUUUGAUUACAGCGUUGAAUUGUAGAACACCAGCAAAUGAAUUAAAGCCCGGAAACGCCAUGUGGAAGAGCAUAGAAAGUUUCCUGCAAUUUUUAGAAGAAUGGGAAGCAGAAGCCAAAGAUAAAAAAAAUAAUUUUGAAUUCAUCACUGAACAAACGUGCUACGGCUUAAAAGUUUCGUUAAAAGGUGCUCUCGAAAUUUUCAACUAUCUCGUUAGCGAAUGUAAUUUAGAUAUUUGAUGACAGUGAGACUUAACCAGGACAACUUAGAAAGAUUUUUCGGAAUGAUGCGGCAUUGCUGUGGAUGCAAUGAUCAUCCCGAUUCAGCAAUCUUUCUUCAAAUGUACAAGCUCGUAUCGACAUAUUCUUUAAUUAAACCUCCAAAAGGAUCAAACGUUACCGACAGUGAUCUCAUUGACGUAAUUGUUGGUAUUAAAGACAUUCCGAAGAUUGAUGAACGAAAACAGCAGUGGAACGAUCAGCUUGAUACAAUUUUGGAUAAGGGAUUAAACGUUGACAAAAUUUGCGAUGCAUCUCUUCACUUAGAUGAUCACGAUUAUUUUCAUUGUACAACCAUGUAUUGGCAUAUAUCGCUGGAUUUGUCGCUCGAAGAGCAAGUCGAUUUGCUGCAAUGAAAACUAAAAAAAAUGAAUCUGUCAGCUGCGAAGAAUGUUUGUCAUCAUUACGUUUGGGUGCAAAUGACACUUCUCCAGAAUAUUAUAAACUCAUCGAAAUGCGAAGUCGUGGUUACUUAAUUAAACCAUCCGAAAAAUUGUUUAAAUUAAUAUCAAUUUUGGAACGAGCGACGUUGCAAGUGAUGAAUACGGGAGAAGUUAGCGCGGAUACUAUUUUUAAAAUUACUGAUGCUCUCGAGAACUUGGAAAUUCCUCUUCCCUUGCUUGGAUGCGAAGAACAUCAAAUGAGUAUCACUCAUAAAAUAGUUUCUUUCUUUUUAACCACGCGCAUGUUUUUUAUAACGAAACAAGCAAACAAAAAUGACAAUAUUGAAAAAGAAAAAUCAAAAGAGAAUCGUAAAUUAUCCAAGCUAGUCAACGUAUCAAAUAAACGGAAGGGAGACGAAAUUGUGCUUGAAAAUCACGAUGAGCGAAUUCAAGCAAAAAAGCCAAGAAAACGAAAUAAUGUUAAUAAAAUUACUCAUUCCAAUACAAGAAAAUCAGGAACAAAAAAAUUACCGUCAAAAAAGUGACUUGUCAACUGAGUAGCUUUUUUUUUAAUUGUUAAAUAAUAUUAUAAUUUAUAUUUAAGCCCGGAAUAGAAAUUACAAA